This is a messenger RNA of Ahaetulla prasina, 10396 nucleotides long. RefSeq names its product NFKB inhibitor interacting Ras like 2 (gene NKIRAS2). The transcript is spliced from 5 exons. Gene Ontology annotation, biological process: canonical NF-kappaB signal transduction. Lineage: Eukaryota; Metazoa; Chordata; Lepidosauria; Squamata; Colubridae. Gene Ontology annotation, molecular function: GTPase activity; GTP binding. Bases 1076 to 1507 code for a protein of 143 amino acids. The record is from RefSeq and is a predicted model, not a curated record.
UAUGCAGGAAAAAAACCUGCCAGUCGGGACCGGUCUGUUUUCAGGUCUCUUUUUGAUAGCACUGGGCUUCAAUAUUUCAGAAUCUCUAUAUACUUAGUUAGGAAUAACUUCUAUCUAUAGGCAGGUUUCUUCUGCUAUAAAAAUGGAAAAUACGGUUUGAAAGAAUUCUAUAAGAGGGUGUUGGGUUUUUUUUGUUUUUUGUUUGGAAAGGCAACUCUAUUGCUCUAUCUAGCAAUAAAAGCAAGAUGCAUAUAUUUUUUAUUUUUUUAUUGCUUAGUUUAGCAAUAGAUGACAAUUUCAUACAUUGAUAUGUCUAUAUUCCAGGAAAAAUAAUUCCUUUUCUUCAAUAAAACAGCUUUGAUUGCAUGAGCACGAUAAGAAAAACGAAUCAACUAAGUUUCAGCCUAAUGUGUUCUGCAAAGCCAACCUGUGUAUCGGAUUUGUUGUUCAUAUUAUGUAAAACCCAGAAAAUUGAGUUAAUUCCAUAAACCAUACAUCAGUUAAUCAAGAAGGCCAUGUGAACACAGCCACUGAAACAUUUUCCGGCAUCAUAUUUACAGUCAAAAUACCCCACAUGUAUUUAUUCUCAUUUCAUUUCCACCGUAAGGGUAUUUUAAUUUCCCAUUUUUCUGCUAACAGUACUCUUGUCAAAACAAAAUUUGCUUUAAUAUAAAUAUGUGAAUUCAGGCAGAGAUAGGGAGGGGGGAAAAGUACUGCUUUAUUACUUUUCAUCAUUUCGCCAUUUUGUUUGAAGAUCGAUAGCCCUCCGCUUGAUCGUACAAUUUUCAUAAAAUUGAAAAUGAAAAACACUCCCGGUUGGAUUAUAGCAAGAUUGCUGAGCUCAGCUUUGUAUUCUGUGUUUGACUGCAACGCGCUGUUGUUACCUCUUUCAAAUAUCUUAACUGGAUCGCAAGAGGAGUAAAUCACACCGGAGACAGUGCUCUAGAUGGAGCUGUGGGCUGCAGUUCCCACGUAUGUCUUUUCUCUCAGCCAUGCCGAGUUGUUGGUCCUCAGUUCCUUUCCUUGCUGAAGGCAGCAGGGAAACAUCAAGAGCUGUGCCCGGGUCGGGAAGAUAAUGGGGAAGAGUUGCAAAGUGGUAGUAUGUGGGCAAGCAUCAGUUGGGAAGACUUCAAUCCUGGAACAGCUUCUGUAUGGGAAUCAUAUUGUUGGGUCAGAAAUGAUUGAAACCCAGGAAGACAUUUAUGUGGGUUCCAUUGAAACAGACCGGAAUAUGCGUGAACAGGUGCGUUUCUAUGACACCCGAGGCUUGAGGGAUGGAGCUUCCCCAUGCUUGGAGUUGCCCAAGCAUUGCUUCUCUUGCACGGAUGGAUUUGUACUGGUUUACAGUAUUGACAGCAAAGAGUCUUUCAAGAGACUGGAGAUUCUCAAGAAGGAAAUAGACAAAAACAAGGAUAAGAAGGAGAUACCACUCUGUCUUUGUGGUGAGAACUGGGAUGGUUCUUUUGACAGGACUAUUGAUCUCCUGGGAGAACAAAUACACCUAUGAAAUGAUUUCCUGAUUGAUGCCAUCUUGAGAUCAUCUGGAUUACUACCUAGUUCCUAGAUCCCUUUCAGAGAAACAGAAGAUCAAUAUAUCUGUGUCAAAUAGUCUCCUCCAAUUGCAGCUCCACCUAUUGUUGUGUCUUACUGUAUUAUUUUUCAUCCCUAAAACACAAGAUAAAGUGUGAAAUCCAACCUAUAGACAUGACAUGUGUAUUUUGAUGACUUCAAAAUUGUUAAGGUGGGAUAUCCCUGCUAUAAAAGGAAGAGUAUCUGUGAUGAUGAUUCUUGCUCUUAGCAAGAAGCUAGAAUAAGUAGUAGAAUAGAAAAAUGAUCUUACAUAAGCUAGUUCUUUCAUCAUGCAAAAAUUGGCUUGUAGGAUUCUUAGUCUGAUGUUAGAACCUGCAAUCUAAAUAAUGUAUCCUGAUUUCCAGAGCUUAUCAAUGUACUCUUAUCACUCUUCUCUAGAAUAAUAUCCUCCAGUUGAAUUCAUUUUCACCUUCCAUAAUUCUUAGCCAGCAAGGCCAUAAUAUCUAAAAAAAAAUAUGGGAAAUGAAGUUCAAUACAACAGAAAAUGCCAGGUUGGGGAAACUAUACAAAUUAUAACAGUCACAUGACAAGGUUUCAUUAUUCUCUUUUAUUAUGGGGAGAGGGGAACUGUAUUUCAGAGGUCAGGUGCUAUAACAGGGUUAGUGGCUAUUUCAAAAUUUAAAAAGUGAAGAAAUUACAACAAAUGUCAAUCUUAUCCCCACCAAUUGCUUUGUUAGAUCACUACCACAGCCACCAGUAAAAAUGUGGCUCUAACAAUCAAGACAUUGCCUAUCUUUGAACGAAUGCAACUGCACUCAAAAGGUCUACUUCAAUCCCAUUAGCAUUGGAUUAUGCCAAUGGGAUUGCUUCCUUCUAACUGCAGUUUCUUUUAUUGUUCCCCACCUAUAGAUAGAACUCUUGCCAAACUGAAAUAGACUACAUACUCCAUUAAAUGUAUAUUUUGAGAACUCCUAGUGGAGCUGUGUUAACUCUCUCCCUUCCAGACAAACUAUCUAAACUUCACUAUCUUUUGCUCCUCUGGAAUGCCCUCCCUCCCUCCUUCCUGUGAAUCCGGACUAUAUUUCAUCAUAGGUUUACUCUCUUGUUUAUGCAGUCCCAAUGUUUUUGUUAUACUGAUUCCCAUAUAUCAUAUUAAACAUAUGGUUGGAUCUCCUGCUAUGUCUAUCAGGAUUCCUUAAUUGUUUAUUCUCUUCCUCUUAUAAAUCCAAUCCAUUCUUUCUUCCUGGUUUACUUUUAACAAAGUCUUUAUCUUCCAGGGAGACUAUGCAGCUGGCACUAACUUGUCAAUGCCUCUUCCUCAUAUCUGUUUACUUUCAGUCAAGCUGCCAAGACGUAUGCCAUCCAGCAUUAACGUAACUAAGGUAUCAAAUCCAGGAUGGGAUAUGCAGUUAAAGAGCAAACUUGAUUUUGCUGGCUUCUAUUUUCUAAGGGUCAAAAGCCUACAAGGAACACCUAAAAGGGAAAUAAAAUUUAGCAUUAAUUUAAAAAAACCCAUGGGGAUUGUCAUGGCUUAUAUAUCCCCAUAGUAUGUCCCAACAACAGUUUUUUAUCUUCUCCUAAGUAACAGCUGUUUUGACUGUUUCCUAACAAUAAAGAUAAAACCAUUGAAACUCAAAAGUAGCAUGCACUGGGAGGUACAAAGUAUCUCUGUCAGCAUUAACAAAGAAAUAGGCAUUUCUCUAUAAGAAGAAUGAUCUACAUUUUAUGAUGCAAUAACUCAACACAUUUUUAAAAAAAUAAUCACACAUACAUCUUUCUUCCUCAAUUUAAUAACAAACAUAUUUUUCAUUAUUUUGAACUGUGGAUCAUUUUGGCAAGACCACAAGGUUUAGUCCUAGUUCCUUAGUAGGUAAGAUGAUGUUGCAUUACCAUAAGAGAUGGGCAAACACUAGUCCAUUCUGUAUAAUAUACAAUAUGUUAGCAAUACAGACAAAAUAAACACCUACUUGAUACGUUUGAAAGAUUAAUCAAUCUGACGAGCAAAAGCUUUCAAAAGGAAAGUUCCAAGGUUCAGUGUAUUGCAUUGAACUACUGUCAGUACUGAUUUCUAUUAAGAACUGUGUGCCUUUGGCAAUUUAGAAUAACAAACAAGUACUGGUACAUAUUGUCAUUAGUGAUUUCUGCUUUGAACGAACCCCUCCCUUCAUCUCUUCCUUCCUCUCUCUCUCCCUUCACACAAAAAUCUAUGUACCGUAUUUGCAAGUUACUUUGAACAAUAUUUGUCAACUUAAGGCAAAUUGGGGGUUUGCCAACAGAAGUUUAGGCCACAGCAAGAUGUUUGACUAGGUACAUUUUUUCCAAACUUCUUUGAAGGAAAACUUGAAUAAAUUUUGCAACCCUGGGAGCUUGACUGCUGGAAUAUUUUCUUGUUUCUGUUUAGUUAACAUUUAACUCAAAACAAGGUUAACCUUUGUUAUUUUUUAAGCGGUCCUGUACUUCCUAGCUUGUCCUCUUUUCUCCCCUCUCUCUUCAAAUCAAUUUUUUGUCAGUGAUAUUCCAAAAGAGCAGCUGUGGGAUGUAUUUUUAGCUGUUAAUUCAGGCACUCAAUUAAAAGGAUUUGCUGCAACAAGAAUGGUGAGGCCUUUGGAGACCUGGAUAGAAUGACCUAAUCUUAAAGAUGUCUUCCAGUUGCAAGGAAGGAAAUAGUUGGCUAGAAGCUGUAUAAGAGAGAGGAAUGCUCUAAAAAUCCUUUUCUCUAUUUAAUCAGAACUGGACAAGAUGAUAAAUGGAGAGCAACUGGACACAGUGCAAGUAUUUGGACUGGCAUUCUUUAUAAGAAGACAUCUUGUAACAGCCUUCACAGUUUGCAGUUUUCAAAAUCAAGAGUUAAAAAAAAUCUUUACUCUUAGUUUGGGACUUGUUUCUCAUUAAAGUAGAGCAAUCUAAAACUGGAGGGUCAUAAAUAGGGACUUUUUAUGACCCUGUGGUCCCUAUUCAGGGAAGAGUCACGGCUACUGGAUCCAGCUGAGUGUUUACUGGCCGUUUAUAGCUGCUUAACUAGAUUAGGCAAAAGAUGCUAAUUUGCACCAAAUCUAACUCAAUGAUCUAUCAGAUUGCCAUGAAAGUGCAACUCUCUCUUAAAACCAGGAAACAUUGGAAUCCAGCACUGUUAAUGUCAGAGCAGAUGGAGCAAAGGAAGAGAAUUAGCAUCUUUGAUGGAAUUGACUCCACGGAUGAGAGAAAUAGAAUAGUGAGGAACAAUGCUGUAAAGAAGAGAGUAAAGAAAAUCCAGUUUGAUCCUAACCUCAUACUCCUGGAUGGGGAAGUAUUUUAAAAUGUGUGGAUUAUUACUUCACAAAUGAAACAUUUACAGGGGACUAAGAGAUUAAGAUGCUGAGCUUGUCGAUCGAAAGGUCAGCAGUUCAGCAGAAUCCCUAGUGCCGCGUAAUGGGGUAACGGGGUAAGGUCCCAUUACCUGUCCUAGAUUCUGCCAACCUAGGUCUGCCAACCUAGCAGUUCGAAAGCACAUAAAAAAUGCAAGUAGAAAAAUAGGGACCACUUUGGUGGGAAGGUAACAGUGUUCCGUGCGCCUUUGGCAUUCAGUCAUGCCGGCCACAUGAUCACAGAGACGUCUUUGGACAACCCUGGCUCUUUGGCUUUGAAACGGAGAUGAGCACCGUCCCCUAGAGUCGGGAACAACUAGCACAUAUGUGCGAAGGGAACCUUUACCUUUACCUUUACCUAAGGGACAUUUAUGGAAAGGGAAAAAAGCUGGAAAAAUUUAGAAAUCAUAAUAAAUGGGACACUUCUAAAAUAUACACAAUUAAAAAUAUACUUUUUGGAAUUAUCCAAGGCUCCCAAUAUUACAUUCAAGCAAUAAUUUUCCUAUUAGAUUAUUUCUAAAAUGCUUUUUGUCUUCAAAAGUCACACCAACUGGACUUUUUGCUCCUUCACACAAGGUUUGCUCCUUUUCUGGACUCCUACUAGAUGACUAGCCAGUAUCUCUAUUAUUUCAUAUGGGCAAUCUAUAUAAUGUACAUGGUCCAGGAAAAAGUUUACAAGUUUGAAGUUUAAGUUUACAAAUUUAGAAGAAUAUUGACCUAAAAGAGCUGGAAUCCCCAACAUUGAUCAAAACUAAUAAAUCUCCUCCACAAUCUUUGUUCUUUUCCUAGUACCAGGGAAUUUUCUCAAAUAUCAGAAAUCCAUUUUGGUUUCCCACAUGUUUAGAAAACCACCUCACAAAUCCUGGUUCUUAUAGAGUCCUAUUCAAUUCAUUAGAAAGGCUAUGACCAUUCAUACAGUACAAUUUUAACUUGUUGAUAGUGACAGAGAUGAUGGGUUAUUUUAGGGAAAUAUUGAAUAAGAUGGUUUAGUUUUUGGAAGAUAGGAAACACAUCCAACAGUACUUCAGUGAAAGCCACAAAAUGCUUUCUUCACAUGCAAAUAUAGAUACAUUAUGACUCAUUCUCUAUUUGAAGCAAUAGACACAAUAAGUACCAAUGGUUUUCUCAAAAGGUAGAUUGAAUCUACAAUUUGAAUUAUGGCAAGGAGCAUAAAAAGUUGACCCUAUUGAGGUACGUGUAAUGCAAUCCUUUGUUUCAUUGUGUUCAAUGUCUUAUCUACCAGUAACCUAAUGAAAGGUAAGGUCUUCAGCCCUUGCUUCUUCUCACUAUGUAACACUUCUACAAUUACUUCUUAGUAUUGUUAACACAAAGAUCAAUGUUUAAGGGGGGGGGGUGUCUGCAUAUUUUGGGUUUCUGUAUGUGCUUUCAAGCCAAUGUUUGACAAUUGGCAAUUGACUGGAUAGUCCUUUUUGGCAAGGUUUUUUAGUAGUUCACCAUUAGCUUUUUCCUAGGAUUGAGAGAAUAACUGACCUAGGUUCAUCCAGCUGGCUUCAUGCCAAAGGCAGGGUUAAGAAUUCACCAUCUCUCAGUUUCUAGUCUGGUGCCUCAAUCAUUAUACCAUCUGAUUCCAGAGGAAUGAGUGCAAGAGUAAUAGAAUGAGGAUAUUAAGAUAAUUCAUGAUCAAGUUACUAAGUAAAUAACAUUCCAACUUUAUUUUUGCAUCCUUGAUUUCACUUGUUUUGAUUUUAAGUUACAGGUCCCUCCUUACCAUCUGCUGUGCUGUCUCAAUGUGGUGGUGCUUUUUCUGGAAGGGAUGAGCAAAGAACCCUGGGAAUAUAUGCCAAUACAUAAUUCCACCAAAGUCACCCAAGGUGUGAAGGUCAUUCCUGGCCAGCUAAAGGAAGUAGGCAGUUCAUUGGUCAGCAACCGUUUAGGAAAAUAUUAGAAGUUGAAAGUUACUUUAGUGACAAUGGCGAAGGCAUAAUUUCAUAUUGUGCAGAAGGCAAUAGGAAACUAUUUCUGUAUUUAUAUAAAAAAACCAUAUGGAUAGAAAAUAAUGUGAUUGACAAUAUUUUGUCUGGUGAUGGGCUCCUCAGUUCAGAUAGCACUCAACAAGCCACUGAGGAAGGGGUUUUUUAAAGACUUGGCUAAUUGGAUAUCUAGUGGCUAAUAUUUCCAUGCAGGAAAAGAAAACCUGAAUCUACAAAUACAAAAUUACCGCCAAGCCUGGAAUGUAAGACACAUGAACAUGGAAAAGUUUGGCACAGUAAAAUAUGAAAUGAAUCAACUAUAUGGUGACAUAUAGCAAAUUGAGAUGGUCUACAAUUGGGACACUUUGAAUUAGAAGAUCGUAAUUUUUACUACUCAGGACAUGAAAAACAAGAAGGAACAGCAUUGCUAUCAUAGUUAUGAAGGAUAUACUAAGGGUAUACUACGAACUGUAUUUGUCUUCAAUGUAAUCAAUGACCAAAUAAUAUCAAUUAAACCCCAGGGACAACCAUUUAAUAUGAUUAUCCCAAUUUAUGCUUUAGCCACUAAUGCAGAAGAAGAAAAGCUACAGUAAUUAAAAUGAAAGAAUGGUGAAAAAGUGAAAACAAGGGACUAAAUUAAAUAAAAAGAAGACCAUGCUAAUAACAACAGGUAUAGCAACUGUCUUGGAACUGACAACGAAAACAAAGAAGUAUUGGAUAGGUUCUGCUUUUUAGAAUCAAUUAUCAACAGUAAAAGAACCUGCAAUCAGCAUAUAUGCUUUAAACUAACAUUUGGUAGCAUAGCAACGAAGGCCUUGGAAAGAUUUUCAGAUGCGCCUGUAACUAUAAAAAUUAGAAUUGUGCAAGUAUUUUUUUUCCUGUGAUGGUUACAAGCAAAACUGGAGUUUGAACCAGUAGGAUAGAAUGAGUAUUGACAAUUUUGAAGUUUGGUUUUGGAAGAACUUCUGAAAAUACCACAGAUAAUAAUAAUAAUAAAAAAAACAAAUGGAUCAUUAAACAAGUCAAAACAGAGUCCUCACUUGAGGUUUAAACCGUCAUACUUUGGAUAUAUUAUACAAAGACCAGAUCUGUAAUGCUGGCAAAGAUGGAAACAAAAAGCCAAACAAAUGAUGACCAGAAGCAAGGUGAGUGGACUUAAAUACAAUGGUGAUGGGUAUCCUCUUGGAUGACCUGAGUGGCCAAGUUGGGGACAGAUCCUCCUGGGGGAAAAAAAAAUUAUCUAUGGAAUUGCAACAACAACUUAAUAGCACUUAACCAACCAAUCAAAAGAUACAGAGUCAUGUUGCCUCCUUUAAAGGUCUUUCCUAUUGUAAGAGUCAUUAUGAUACCCAUUGCCUCACUAUACCUUCUCAACCUGUUUGCCAUUAGGUGAAACAAAGGUAAUCAAAGUUAACAAACUGGCAGCCCGCUGGCCAGAUGUGUCAUGCGCAGACCACAUCAUCUCAGCAAAGGGAAAAAAAACAUUGCGAUACAUCAUAUAAUGGCAACAUGACAUGGUGAGUUUGAAACCCAUGACAUAGGGAUUCCCAUGUUUGACAUUCUUCCAUUAUUUCGCUGAUACUUCUUAACAGACCUGUAACUAUUUAUUUAUUUUUAUUUAUUUAUUUAUUUUGUCACAACAAUAUAUGUAGGAAUCAUACAAAAGAUUAUAUAGUAUAUAAACAUAUAUGGGUAAAUAUAAGGAGGUAUAAGCAUAUAUAUAGAAAGAAGAAAAGAAAAACAAUAGGACAGGAACGGUAGGCACGUUUGUGCGCUUAUGCACGCCCCUUAUGGUCCUCUUAGGAAUGGGGUGAGUCAAUAGUAGAAAGUUUUUGGAUAAAGCUUUUAGGAUUAUGGGAAGAGACCACAGAGUCAGGUAAAGUGUUCCAAGCACUGAUGAUUCUGUUACAGAAGUCAUAUUUUCUGCAAACUAGAUUAAAGCGGUUGACAUUAAGCGGUUGACAUUAAGCGGUUGACAUAAAGGUAAAGGUUCCCCUCGCACAUACGUACUAGUCAUUCCUGACUCUAGGGGGCAGUGCUCAUCUCCGUUUCAAAGCUGAAAAGCCAGCACUGUUCGAAGAUGUCUCUGUGGUCAUGUGGCUGGCAUGACCCAACAUCAAAGGCGUACAGAACACUGUUACCUUCCCACCAAAGGUGGUCCCUAUUUUUCGACUUGCAUUUUUUACGUGCUUUCGAACUGCUAGAUUGGCAGAAGCUGGGACAAGUAACGGGAGCUCACCCUGUUAUGCAGCACUAGGGAUUCGAACCACUGAACUGCUGAUCUUUCGAUUGUCAAGCUCAGCGUCUUACCCACUAAACCAGUCUCUCAGUCUGGUUCAGUAGGAAUCACAAUCAUGGGAAAGACUGCUGACCUGACAGUUGUGCAGAAAACCAUUGACACCCUCUAUAAGGAGGGAAAGUCUCAAAAGGUAAUUGCAAAAGAAGUUGGAUGUUCCCAAAGUGCUGUAUCAAAGCAUAUUAAUGGAAAGUUAUGUGGAAGGGAAAAGUGUGGAAGAAAAAGGUGCACAAGCAGCAGGGAUGACUGCAGCCUGGAGGAUUGUCAGGAAAAGGCCAUUCAAAAGUGCUGGGGAUUUUCACAAGAAGUGGACUGAGGCAGGAGUCAGUGCAUCAAGAGCCACCACACACAGACGGAUCCUGGACAUGGGCUUCAAAUGUCGUAUGCCUCUUAUCAAGCCGCUCCUGAACAACAAACAUCAGAAGCGUCUUACCUGGGCUAAAGAAAAAAAGAACUGAUCUGUUGCUCAGUGGUCCAAAGUCCUCUUUUCUGAUGAGAGCAACUUUUGCAUCUCAUUUGGAAACCAAGGACCCAGAGUCUGGAGGAAGAAUGGAGAGGCACACACUGCAAGAUGCUAGAAGUCCAAUGUGAAGUUUCCACAGUCUGUGUUGAUUUGGGGAGCCAUGUCAUCUGCUGGUGUUGGUCCACUGUGCUUCAUUAAAUUCAGGGUCAAUGCAGCUGUCUACCAGGAGAUUUUGGAGCACUUCAUGCUUCCUUCCACAGAUGAGGUUUAUGGGGAUGCUGACUUCAUUUUCCAGCAGGACUUGGAACCUACCCACACUGCCAAAAGUACCAAAACCUGGUUCAAUGCCCAUGGGAUUACUGCGCUUGAUUAGCCAGCAAACUCACCUGACCUGAACCCCAUAGAGAAUCUAUGGGGCAUUGCCAAGAGAAAGAUGAGAGACAUGAGACCGAACAAUGCAGAAGAGCUGAAGGCCGCUAUUGAAGCAUCCUGGUCUUCCAUAACACCUCAGCAGUGCCACAGGCUGAUAGCAUCCAUGUCACUCUGCAUUGAGGCUGUAAUUGAUGCAAAAGGGGCCCAAACCAAGUACUGAGUACAUAUGCACGCUUUUACUUUUCAGAGGUCCAGUAUUGUUCUAUGUAUAAUCCUUGUUUUAUUGAUUUCAUGUAAUAUUCUAAUUUUCUGAGAUUGUGAAUUUGGAAUUUUCAUGAGCUGUCAGCCAUAAUCAUCAAAAUUAUGAUAAAUCAAGGCUUGAACUAUCUCACUUUGCAUGUAAUGAGUCUAUCUCAUAUAUUAGUUUCACCUUUUAAGUUGCAUUACUGAAAUAAAUGGA